GUCACAUAUCCACCCUUUAACGUUGUGUCUAAAUAAACAAACCGUUUCCAAAUCAGCGCCUUGACAGACCACUUUAUCUGUCUUGGAUAGUGGCACAACCGACGCGUAACAUUUUGAAAGCUUGUGUCCAGUAGACAGCCACAGAGAGCGGGGAUGAGUUAAGGAGGUUUUAAAGGAACGAGUCACGGUUUCUAAAGUGGAAAAUCAAACAACUGAAAGUUUUGUGUUCGACGGAACCAUUGGAGUACAUUGUGACCAGCAAGAAACCAUUCAACUCCGACCUCCGAUGCAAAGGCUCCAUGGCAUAAAGCCUGUCCUCAGAUUCAGCUGGUCCCUGGGGAGAGCUGCUGAGGAGCUCACUACUCUGACGCCCCGCUGCCAUUUUCCACAGCCUGAGGGGAACCAGGAAGCAGCCGGCAGGAGCCAUGCCUGCCCUGGCCACCGGAGCCGGCCACGAGCCAGGUCUGUAUGAGCUGCUGGCGGCUCUGCCCUCCCAGCUGCAGCCCCAUGUCAGCUGCCCUGAGGACAACACCUUCCUCCAGGACAUGUUUGGGGAGAGAAGCCUCCACUCGCUAGUCAAGAUCCAUGAACGGCUGCAGCACUACGAAGAGAGCAAACCCGUCCCCGUCCUGGACAACGCUGCAGCUCUGGCCCAUGAAUUGUCCGCGGAGCUGGAAGGGAAAUCAGAAAAUGGAGAAAUCAAAGAGCUUCUGCAACUACUGACCAAACCCCACGUGAAGAGCCUUCUGUCAGUCCAUGACACUGUCGCCCAGAAGGGUUACGACCCCGAACUACCUCCACUGCCUGAAGACAUUGACGACGAUGAGGAUUCGGUGAAAAUCAUAAGACUCGUCAAAAACAAGGAACCUCUUGGAGCAACUAUAAGGCGUGACGAACACACAGGAGCCAUCCUUGUGGCCCGGAUCAUGAGAGGAGGGGCAGCCGACAGAAGCGGACUGAUUCAUGUAGGAGAUGAACUGAAGGAGGUCAAUGGAAUCCCUGUGGAUGACAAGAAACCAGAGGAAAUCAUUCGUAUUCUGGCCCAGUCGCAAGGAGCCAUUACCUUUAAAGUUGUCCCCGCCAUCAAGGAGGAGGCGCCAACCAAGGAGCCAAAGGUGUUUGUGAAGGCACUCUUUGACUAUGACCCUAAAGAGGACAAAGCCAUCCCAUGUAAGGAGGCUGGACUGGCCUUCAAGAAGGGCUCCAUUCUUCAGAUCAUGAGCCAAGAUGAUGCAACCUGGUGGCAGGCCAAACACGAGGGGGAAGCCAAUCCCCGUGCUGGCCUAAUCCCAUCCAAACAGUUUCAGGAGAGGAGAUUUGCACUGCCGCGACCUGUUGCGACUCUCCCGUUCCAGAAGACCUCUAGCCGACGAUCAUAUGAUGUGGCUGUAGAUUUUGCUGAGGAGAUCGAAGAGGAUGCUGACUAUUGUAGCGGAUUCCACCUAGCUGGGUUCAGGAGAAGCUUCCGCCUCAGCAGGAGGGACAAGAAGACCAACAAGUCCAUGUACGAGUCUAAGAAGAGCGAAAUGUACGACAUGGCUGACGUGCCCACGUACGAGGAGGUCACCCCGCACCGCAGGCAGAGCGAAGCUAGGCACAGGCUGGUGGUCCUAGUAGGACCCACAGGAGUUGGCUUGAAUGAGCUUAAGAGGAAACUGUUGAUCUCAGACCCCCAGCACUUCAGUGUGACCAUCCCACACACCAGUCGGGCCAAGAAGAACCAGGAGAGCGACGGCGUGGAGUACCACUUCAUCUCCAAACAUCUCUUUGAGACAGAUAUCCAGAACAACAAGUUUAUCGAGUAUGGCGAGUACAAAGGCAAUUACUACGGGACAAGUCUAGACUCGAUACGCUCCGUCCUCUCCAAGAACAAAGUGUGCCUAUUGGAUGUCCAGCCUCAAACGAUAAAGCACCUGCGGACGGCAGAGUUUAAACCCUUUGUAGUGUUUGUGAAGCCUCCUACGAUUGAGAGACUGAGGGAGACCAGACAGAACGGCAGAAUCUUAUCAGGCAAGGACGACAAGGGAUCCGCCAAGCCAUUCACGGAGGAGGACUUUCAGGAGAUGGUGAGAACUGCCCAGCUGAUGGAGACUCAAUAUGGCCAUCUGUUUGAGAAGGUCAUAGUCAACAAUGACCUCUCAGCCGCCUUCAGCGAGCUGCGUUUGGCACUAAAGAAAGUGGAGAUGGAGACUCACUGGGUUCCAGUCAGCUGGACUCACUCCUGAGAUCCACACUGACUGUAAAAGGAGAAAAGGGAAGGGCUUUGACAAAAAUAUGCAGGUUUUUAUCUUUCUGUCUGCUGUGGCUGGUGUUGGUGGGAUAACGGGAAUAAAACUAGACAGCGCCAGGCGGCUGUGUUGCCAUACCUGGGCUGCACGGAGCUAAAAAUAAGCUUUUGCCUUGGAUUUAGGCCUCAGCUGUGGUCUGGAUGUGGAUCUCCAGGUCUGACCAGAUCUGACAGGGUUGAGGCUAAGGGCGUCUGUCCAGAAUAUGAGUUUUGGACAUUGAUCUGUGUUUCAGUCUGGGUCACACAGCCAUGGCCACGAGUUGGAGCUCUUCGGUCCAAACCAGAAUGUGGAACGAGCCUGGACCAUCACAGCACCAGCAGUCCUGCCAGCACAUCAGCAACCGCGCCAACCAGAACUCUUUAGUGUGUUUAUAACAUUAGACCAUUAGAAACCAAAGGGAUUGACAUAUUUCUUCUUGGUGGACAACUUACAUGCAUAUGUCUGUAAAAAAAAAAAAAAAAAAAAAUACAACCUCUGAGGGGAAAAAGGGGAGAAAAGAAAAUAUAUUUGCCUUCUGUCUUAAUGUAUUUUUCUUUGCUUCUAUCAUGCUUCCAUGACUGUUACUCCAAACAAAACAUUGUCAGGUACACUCUCAAGAAAGGGCAGAAAGUGUAAUUUUAUUUAAGAUAAAUUAAUAUAUUUUCUAAUAUCCUCCAGUUGUGUUUUUUGCAUACCUUUUAUAUACAUAUCUUGACUUUUGGAACAACCUGAGCUCAACUGUAGCCACCUCUCUGACAGAUUUUUACACUAGAGGCGUCUCUUCUUUCAGUCAAGUGUUUUGAUUUCAUCACCCUAGUCUAGUUUUCCCCCUACAAAGCACAUAGAGAGACAUUUUAUUUAGGUGUUAUAUAUUCCAUUUAGGAGCAUUUUGAAAAGCCACCCCUCCAUAUGAAGGUGCCCAGCAUAACAGCUUUGCCAUUUAAAGUCCCAGAACUGGACACUUUGGCUGUCUGCUAGAAGAAAAUGUUCACAAUUGUGUUUUAUUAGGGUGGAGUCUUUAUUUUUAUUCACAUAAAAAUGGCUUCAGCAAGGCUGCUAAUAGAGGGUCCACAGCACACUUCCAGGAUUUUAACUCAGAGAAAUGCUAAGUAGCCGCUCCUGACUUUAUGGGCAUUAGAAGUUUAUUGCUAAUUUGAGUCUCCCAUUCCCAGUCUAACUUUUUUUUUUUUUUUUACUGAUAUUUUUUCCUUUUUAAGAUGGUAUCAUAGAGAUACUUUAACUUUUGGGACAUUGAUUUUCAAAGCAGCUAGUCAGUAAUCCUGGCUGUGUUAUCAUAAACAAUGUUACAGCCAUGGUAGAUCCGUGGUUCUUUGCUGCUAAUGUAGUGAAAACCCGAUGAAGCAAUAUUUUAAACACUAGUUUGCCCUCUUAUUUGCUUUCUUACCGAGAGUGAGUUGAGAGGAUCGACACGACUUUCGUGUUGUUAUAUUACGUACGGACCUAGAGCCAAGUGGCAAUUAGCUUAGCCUAGCAUAAAAACUGGAAACAGUCUGGCCUAGCCUGGCUCUGUCCAAAGUUCAAAAAUAUGCCUACUAGCACCUCUAAAGUUGUGGUUUUAUGAACUUGUCGUUUCUGUUUGUGAACAAGAUAUUUCUUCGUUUGUAAGCUUUAAAGGUGCUGGUACACAUAUUUUUUAACUUUGGAUGGAGAGCCAGAGUAGUUGUUUCCCCCUGCUUCCACUCUGUGUGCUAAAAUAAGCUAAGCUAAUUACCUUCUGACUCUAGCGCCAUAUUUAACGUACAGACAUUAAAAUGAUAUUGAUCUUCUCAUUUAACUCUUGGCAAGAAAGCCAAUAAUGUUUUCCACAAUGUCAAACUAUUCCCAUAACUAUUUCUUUCUUCUUUUUUUUUUUUAACUCUGAACAAUUGGCCACCAUACUGUACAAAUCCUCUUUGAAUUUUUCUCAUACACUAGCUGUAUGUCCAGCUCAGGUUGCAUUGCCCAAAUUUCUUCAUGUUCAUUUAUUUUACCUUUUCCACCUACUAUGGUAUUUAUAUAUUUGAUUUCUGUCAUUUUUUUAAAAAGGGUAAUAUGAGUGUUUAUGCUUUUUCGUAAUGAUAACACACAUUUUAAAGGCACAUAAACACCCCUCACCCCUUUACUUUGCCCCUACUUUUUAUUCAUUUUAAUAUCAGAUUAAGUUCCUUUUUUAUAUUAUUUUACUUGUUCACCUCUUUAUAUCUUACCCCUCUGUCAUCAGUUUUAUUGAUCAGAAUCAGAUUUGUACAGUCUCCAGAAAUAUUUUUAAUUUCUUGCUGUAAAUGAAAUGCUGUUUACGAAGCAAGUUGUAUGAAUUUACAUUAUUCUUAAUCACUGCUACAUUUUAUAUUAAAGAAAAUCCAACUAAA
Molecule: messenger RNA, 4636 nt
Organism: Siniperca chuatsi (mandarin fish)
Lineage: Eukaryota; Metazoa; Chordata; Actinopteri; Centrarchiformes; Sinipercidae
Gene: mpp7a
Product: MAGUK p55 scaffold protein 7a
Exons: 20
Coding region: 426-2225 (599 amino acids)
Biological process (GO): protein localization to adherens junction
Cellular component (GO): plasma membrane; cell-cell junction
Molecular function (GO): protein binding
Source: RefSeq, a predicted model, not a curated record